AUGCGUGGCCUCGAACCGGUCCAUUCGCCACGGCCUUGGUGCUUCGCCCCGGAGCGUUCCGAGCGGCCCAGCUUGUUGAAGGUGGCGCGCGUGGAUCGCUCGCCCGGGUGUUUCGUGGCCGUGGACCGCCGGAAGGCGGCUUCGUCUUCCGCCGUUUCGAUCGCCGUGGCCGUUGACCUCGGCCCAAAUCGCUCACCUGCAAGCGCCGCAUUCCCACGCAGCUUCAGCGCCGUGCCGCCGUGCCGAUGGCUCAUGGCUCAAGGCGGGACCGGCAGGCAAACAUGGGAUGAGAUGAAGUUGCCGAGGUUGAAGCGUGCCAAUGAGACCAGUGGCUUUAGGCUCUCUGUCCGCGUGGUUGCAGCAUCUGCGCCAGCGCCGGAUGCCCCGAUCCCGGCGCCUCCGCCCCUGGACAUGGCGCCCACAGGGCUUCCGCGUCCUCCCAUGGUCAACACCGGCCCGGUACCACCUGCUCCGGGUGGCCUCCCGCCUCCGAACAUGGGAUUGCCCACACAGCCUCCGAACAUGGGUUUGCCCAUGCCACCACCUCCAGGUGGCAUGCCGCCAGGUGUCCCACCCGUCCCGGUUCCUCAGAUGCCCGGGCUGCCGCUGAUCCUGCCGGGCAUGCCAAACAUACCAGGGAUGACGGGAAUGCCCUCGAUGCCAGGGGUACCGCCCGGGCUGCCACCGAUUCCAGGGUUGCUGCCGGGGCUUGGGCAUUUGCCGCCGUUGGUAUUGGUGAGACCGCCUGGGCCUGAUAAGCCCAUAGAAAAGCGUAAAGAUCCACCGCGGCGGAAAGACGUAUGGCCAGUCUUUGUGGGUAACAUCUCCUUCGACACCACGGAAGAGGAGGUGCGAGAGCUCUUCGGUGAGAUCGAAGGCAUGGUCUCAUGGAGGCUGUCGGUGCAGAAGGAUGGCGUGAGCCGUGGCUUUGGCUUCGCCGAGUUCAAGACCCCUGAAGGUGCUUUAGAAGCAAUCAAGAAGGUCGAUGGCAUCGAGAUCAAGGCCCGCAAGCUGCGGCUCCGCUGGGGCGAAAACGCGCCAACCACACCGGAGGUGGACGAGUUUCACCGCGCGCCCGAGCGCUUCAAGACGAGGCCUUGUUAUGAGGUCUUCAAGAAUAUGACGUGCCCGCGGGGGGACGACUGCCCCUACGCGCAUGCGCAAUCCGAGAUCCGACAUCCCCGGAGUGAAGAGGAGAAAGAGAAGGUGGUGGAUCCUAAAGACCUGGUGGUGAGAGUCUUCGUGCCCUUCGACAAGUUCGAGGGAGAGACUGAUGAGGAGAAGCGGAAGAAAGCCUGGCUGGCGAUUCUGGGCCCUGGGGCCUCUCAUGUACGGGGCAUCAUGAAGAAGGCCAGUUGUCGGCUCUUGCUCCGUGGCGUGGGUGCUCCUGGGUCCAAGGAGACGGAGCAACUGCACUUGAUCGUGAAGCCCAAGGCGGGCGAAGGCGAGACCGUGACGCAAGAGCAGACCGAAGCUGGGCAGACCGAAGAAGAGCAGUUGCUCAAAUAUAGACGUUCAUUUGCAGGGGGGUUGGUUGGCAACACGUUUUAUGCCUGUUUUUUCUCAAGUAAGGUCCUAGUAUAG
Molecule: messenger RNA, 1584 nt
Organism: Durusdinium trenchii
Lineage: Eukaryota; Dinophyceae; Suessiales; Symbiodiniaceae
Source: the annotation of a GenBank genome assembly